Phaeoacremonium minimum UCRPA7 is the source of this 387-nucleotide messenger RNA. Its product is annotated as putative 3-phytase b protein. Gene Ontology annotation, cellular component: fungal-type cell wall. Gene Ontology annotation, molecular function: acid phosphatase activity. The coding region runs from base 1 to 387 and encodes 128 amino acids. The transcript is spliced from 3 exons. The record is from RefSeq and is a predicted model, not a curated record. NCBI's taxonomy places the organism in Eukaryota, Fungi, Ascomycota, Sordariomycetes, Togniniales, Togniniaceae.
AUGGGUGCCAACAGCCUCACACCGAAGUGUCCUGCGGACGAGGCUAUCGUCUGCAAGAACUUGACGAACUACAUGCCACAGUUUGAUGUUGCAGCGGCCAGACUGAACGGGCAAAACUCGGGUCUUGCGCUCAACUCCUCGGACAUAUUCACUCUCAUGCAAAUGGCAGCGUUUGAGCUCAACGUCAGGGGUUUUUCGGACUGGAUCGACGUUUUCACCAUGGAUGAGUGGCUAAGCUUCGGCUACACUCAGGAUCUCUACUUCUACUACUGUGCAGGGCCUGGCGAUGAGAAAAUGAAGGCGGUUGGCGCUGUGUACGCUAAUGCCACUUUACACCUCUUGAACGAAGGACCCGAGAAGUCGGGACCCAUCUUCUUCAGUUUGUAG